AUGUACUCUUUGAUUCUUUUCGGUCUGGUGGCGUCGGUUUCUGCCAACGUCUACCACAACGCGCAAUGCCCGCUCGUUAAACCCGUGGAGAACUUUAAUUUGGAAGCAUACGGAAAUGGAGUAUGGUUCGAGAUCGCGAGGUUGCCCAACGAUGCUGAGAAGGGCGCGCAGUGUGGUUCUACUGAAUACUCCCUCCAAGGCGACACCAUCCAGAUCAAAAGCUACCAUGUCGCCAACGGAAGACUGGCUUCGAUCGACGGCAGCGCCAGGCUAGCACUCCCAAGCACUAGCCAAGGAAAAAUGAUUUUCACACUCCCUUAUGGCGUGGCUGGCGCUAAGAACGAAUACAUUGGCUGGAUCCUCGACACUGACUAUGUGAACUACGCCAUUGUCUACCACUGUAAAUACAAUGCCGAGAAGAAGGUCCGUCAAGACUUCGCCUGGAUUCUCUCAAGGUCCAAGACUUUGGACGCCAGUACAAAGGCUAAGAUUGACAAGUUCAUAGGGGAGUGUACGUUCCUUGACAGCAGCAAAUUCAUUUACAACGACUUCUCCGAGUCAGCCUGCAGGGUCCAGUCAAGUAUCACAAUGUUCGCUUUCGUCUUCCUCACCAUUGUGGCUGCGGCCAUCGCCUCCGACGUCCAUGUCCACGUAGACUCGGGCUGUCCCGACGUAAAACCCGUAGAAGACUUCAACCUUGCAGCUUUCGCAAGAGGCAAAUGGUAUGAACUAGCACGGUACCCUAAUUCUAUUGAAGAUGGCGCCAACUGUGGCUGGGCUGACUACGUCCUGAGCGGUGAUGUCUUCUCCGUCAAGAACUUCGACAUUUCCAAGGGCAAGCUUCGUACUAUUGAAGGAUCUGCUUGUCUGGCUGAAGAUGCAGGGAAGACCGGCAAACUGACCUUCAGCUACCCGUAUGGAGUUGCCGGAGCCACCACCAAAAACACAUUGUGGGUCCUCGGCACUGAUUACGACAAUUACGCCGUUGUCUACUACUGCAAAUACAACGAGGAGAAGAAGACCCGCCAAGAUUUCAACUGGGUGUUCUCCCGCCAACACUCCUUUACGGACAGUACCAGGGCGGCUGUUGACAAGAUUCUUAAGGACACCAGCUUCCUCGACAGCAGCAAACUGAUCUGGCCCGACUUCUCCGACGAGGCCUGCACGCACGACGAGGCUAAGCAAUAAGGACAUUGAUCCAAACAGCGUCAGAAUUUGUUAGAAAACUCUCCUCCUCUCUGCUCCUUCGGUUUAUACCAUGAACUGUUAGUAGCACUGAUA
This is a messenger RNA of Maniola jurtina (meadow brown), 1281 nucleotides long. RefSeq lists its product as uncharacterized. Gene Ontology annotation, molecular function: pigment binding. Bases 1 to 1188 code for a protein of 395 amino acids. NCBI's taxonomy places the organism in Eukaryota, Metazoa, Arthropoda, Insecta, Lepidoptera, Nymphalidae. The transcript has 8 exons. The record is from RefSeq and is a predicted model, not a curated record.